AUGGCGUCCUGCCCGCACGUGGCAAAGGCCGACAUCCAUCCUCCCAAGCCAACAGACAACGUCUACCGCGAAGACUGCACCAUCUGCUUCGACAGCAGCGAGGAUCCAGCUGGCCUCGAUGUCUGCUUGCAUUGCUACAACGGCGGUUGUGCGGGCGACAGACACCACAGCAAGCUCCACGCCCAGCACUCCAACCACCCUCUCGCAGUAAACAUCAAGCGGACACGAAAGCGCAAACAGCGGGACGAGAACGAGCCGCCGGGCAAGAUCAGCAAGCUUGAGAUCAAAGCUGAGCUGGACGAGGACCGCUACGACACUGCAACAGACAUCAAGUGCCUCGAGUGCGGCGUUGAUGGCCUGGCAAACGACGGCAAAGUGGGCGAUGUGGUCAAGAGUGUUUUGAAGGCGAGCACCUUCGCACAGCAAGAGGAAGUCAAGGCGUGGGAGCUGGAACUACAGCCAUGCGAGCACACAUACCUACUCGACCAAGAGCCAGCACGCGAGAUACCAAGCGGUGACCUGGGCAAAUGCGUCCACUGCGAUCUGAAGGAGAACCUGUGGCUUUGCUUGACCUGUGGCAGUCUGGGUUGUGGUAGAAGACAGUAUGACGGGUCAGGAGGGAACAAUCACCAGGUUGAACACACCAAGAGUACUGGUCAUCCUGUGGCAGUCAAGCUCGGCUCGAUCACUGCUGAAGGCACUGCCGACAUUUGGUGCUACGCCUGCGACGACGAGAAGAAGGACCCAAAGCUGGUAGAUCACCUACUACACUGGGGCAUCAACAUUGGAGAUCGCGUCAAGACAGAGAAGAGUCAGAGGGAGUUGGAGCUGGAACAGAACCUCAAGCUGGACUUCUCCAUGACCGAUGCAGAAGGCCGACAGCUGAAGCCUCUUUUUGGUCCAGAACUGACAGGCUUGAAGAACCUUGGCAACACCUGCUACCUGGCAUCCGUCGUUCAGUCGCUUUUCUCGAUGCCGGAAUUCCAGGACCGCUACAACCGCCCGAAUGCAGCUAUACCGCCAAUAAGCAGACCAGCCGAAGACAUCGAGAUCCAGCUUCGGAAGAUUGCCGAUGGUCUCCUUUCGGGCAGAUAUAGCAAGCCGGACUCAGAUGUUGUACCACAAACCUCGGACGAAAAAGCGUACCAGAGGGGCCUGGCACCCGCCAUGCUGAAGCACUUGGUAGGCAAGGGUCAUGCAGAGUUCAGCACAAUGCGUCAGCAAGAUGCCUUCGAGCUCCUCCUUCACGUGCUAAAACUCGUGUCGCGGUCGCAGCAAAGCGCUGCUGGUCUGUACGAUGAGGUGUUUGACCCGGUCGAUUCAUUCCGUUUCUACAUGGAGCAGAAGUUGCAGUGCUUGUCCUGCAAGAAGGUUCGUUUCAGGCAAGAUGAGAUGGAGAACAUUUCGGUGGCUGUGCCGAUCAAGAGACUACCCAAGGAUCCCAACGCCAUGGAUACAAACGGCGACAAGGAUGAGAAGAAAGAAGAGUUCGAGCCAGUCACGCUCAAGCAGUGCCUGGACGACUUCACUGCUCCCGAAGUGGUCGAGCUCACCUGCUCGGGCUGUGGUAACAAGGGCUUCACCAAGCAGUCGCUAUUCAAGACAUUUCCUCAAACCCUCGCUGUCAACGCUCGUCGCUUCGAAAUAGUCAACUGGGUCCCCACCAAGCAGGAUGUGCCAGUCAUCGUUGGAGAUGAGGAGUUCGACAUGGAAGCAUAUCGCAGCAAGGGUAAGCAGCCAGGUGAAGAAGAGCUGUCCGAUGACCAAGAUGCCGGGGCUGGAGCUGCUGCAUCGAAUAAGUUCGUACCGAACGAGACUGCUCUUGAGAUGCUCUUGGGUAUGGGCUUCCCUCGCGUGCGAUGCGAGAAGGCGCUUAAUGCUACGGGCAACUCCGAUGCGGAGGUUGCCGCUGGGUGGUUGUUCGAGCACAUGGAUGACCCAGACAUCGAUACCCCGCUCGAAGCACCAGCUCCUGCAGCUGGUGGCCGCGCUGUUGACCCUGAGAAGAUCGAGGGUCUUGGCAACAUGGGCUUUUCCGCACCUCAAGCUCGGCAGGCACUGAAGGAGACCGAUGGCGACAUGGAACGCGCUGUUGACUGGUUGUUCAGUCACCCCGAAGCUGUGGGUGACUUUGGUGACGACGCUGCUCCUGACGGCGGCGCAGAAGCAGCUGCCGCGGUGGAGACGGUUGCUGAAGACACCAAGCCGGCCAAGUUUGCCCUAACCAGCAUUGUCUGCCAUAAAGGCAGUAGUAUUCACGCUGGUCACUACGUCGCUUUCAUAAAGAAGCAAGAAGGUUGGGUCCUUUUCAACGACGAAAAGGUGGCUCUUGGCGGUGAUGUGGAUGAAAUGAAGAAGUUCGCCUACAUCUACUUCUUCAGGCGCGCCGUGUAA
Messenger RNA from Fulvia fulva, 2394 nucleotides. RefSeq names its product Ubiquitin carboxyl-terminal hydrolase 14. The record is from RefSeq and is a predicted model, not a curated record. Gene Ontology annotation, molecular function: cysteine-type deubiquitinase activity; protein binding; zinc ion binding. The transcript has a single exon. Gene Ontology annotation, biological process: protein deubiquitination. The coding region runs from base 1 to 2394 and encodes 797 amino acids. NCBI's taxonomy places the organism in Eukaryota, Fungi, Ascomycota, Dothideomycetes, Mycosphaerellales, Mycosphaerellaceae.